AUGCCGUACCUCCCAUAUGAAGAGCCGGGAAUCACCACCAUCCUCUCCUUGACUUCCUUUCUCCUGCUCCUAAAUGGAGUUCGAUACAUCCUCGAUCGCCUCCUCUACUGCGGCAUCAUUGGCGAAAUCUUGAUCGGAGUGAUCUGGAGUCUCCCAGUUGGCGGAACUGCAUGGCUCACAAAAGGAAUGCAAGAAACCAUCCAAGCACUGGGCUAUCUUGGUCUCAUUGGACUUGUAUUUGAGGGCGGCCUUACCACGAAUCUUGCUUUGCUGCGUAAAACUGCUUACAUGUCGAUUUCCGUUGCAACGAUCGGUCUCUUAAUGCCCAUUGCUUUGUCAUUCAUCUUGCUUGUUUUGCCUUUCUCCAGCAGCUCUGGAGUUGCAUAUCCGAGUCCACUAGCAAGCUUUUCAGCGGGUGCUUCAUUGUGUUCAACUUCUUUGGGGACAACAUUUGCUAUUCUGUCUUCUGCGGGUAUGCAGCAAACGCGGGCUGGUAUUGUGCUUGUGGGAGCUGCCAUGAUGGAUGAUGUUGUGGGGCUAGUCAUGGUCAACAUUGUCACUACUCUUGGAGAAGGAGGGGCAGGAGGUUGGCCGAUCGCUAGACCUAUCGUUGCGAGUUUUGGGCUAUUGCUGGUCACUUUGGCUAUUGCUCCAUUCGUGCUGAGUCCCGUUUGGCGCUGGACGACAGCUCAUGCGAGGUCUAUCAGGGAUCCCAACGCUGAAGAAACGACUGGACCUCUCCAACAAAUUGUCAAACGGCUCAUAAGCAGAAUCCCGCAACUCAACUUUAUUUUGGCGACUGCCGUCCUAAUCAUCUUUGUCACCAUAGCAGCCUUUAUCGAUGCCUCCGUUCUGUUUGCUGCCUUCAUCGCAGGUGGUGUGGUGAGCUUCCUUUGGGGCCGGAACCAAGACCAAGACGAGAUAGUUCAACAUGACGGCCCAUCAAUGAUGUAUGAGCAAUACUUCAAGUCGGUAAUGGAUUUCAUCCUGGUUCCAUUCUUCUUUGCUUCCAUCGGCUUUUCCAUCCCAAUCACAGAUAUGUUUCAAGGUUCAAUCGUUUGGAAAGGAAUCGUAUACUCGAUCUUGAUGGUAAUCGCCAAAGGCCUUGUCAGUCUUGUGAUAUACUAUGACUACUUCUCGAAGCGGCUACACACCAAAAAGAAGCCUAUUAUCGCCCGGAUAACUCGACACAUCCCUCUUCGUCUCAUCUCGAGGCCGGACCUCGAUGCCUCUCGAGUUGAAGCCGAAACAGAGCAGAUUAGUUCCAGUCCACCCCACACAAUAGCCUUGCUUGUCGGGUUUGCCAUGAUCGCAAGAGGAGAGAUCGGAUUUCUGAUAGCUUCUUUAUCUCAGAGCUCUGGGACAUUGAUCUUGAAGAAUAAAGGUGGACCUGAUACGCAAGGCUCUGGAGAAGAAAUAUUUCUGGUCAUUGUUUGGGCCGUGGUUCUUUGUACUAUUAUUGGGCCAGUGGGAGUUGGAAUUAUGGUCAGACGGCUCAGACAAUGGGAUCCCGCAGCUUACAGGGACUGGCUUUGA
Molecule: messenger RNA, 1536 nt
Organism: Hyaloscypha bicolor E
Lineage: Eukaryota; Fungi; Ascomycota; Leotiomycetes; Helotiales; Hyaloscyphaceae
Product: Sodium/hydrogen exchanger
Exons: 2
Coding region: 1-1536 (511 amino acids)
Biological process (GO): proton transmembrane transport
Cellular component (GO): membrane
Molecular function (GO): antiporter activity
Source: RefSeq, a predicted model, not a curated record